Molecule: messenger RNA, 1131 nt
Organism: Aureobasidium namibiae CBS 147.97
Lineage: Eukaryota; Fungi; Ascomycota; Dothideomycetes; Dothideales; Saccotheciaceae
Exons: 2
Coding region: 1-1131 (376 amino acids)
Biological process (GO): tRNA wobble position uridine thiolation
Cellular component (GO): cytosol
Molecular function (GO): tRNA binding; sulfurtransferase activity
Source: RefSeq, a predicted model, not a curated record
AUGCCUACGAGUGUGCCCAAGACAUCUGCAUUGGGUGUGUGCAAGCAGUGCCAGACCAACGAUGCAGUCGAAAACGUCCGAUCACGACCCAUGUGCAGGGACUGCUUCUGCAAAUACAUCGCCACAAAAGCCGUAAAGCGCAUGGAAAAGUUCCGCACAAGAUUCUCCACCGCGGGCCAGCAACGAAUGCUCCUGCUACCACUCUCCAUGGGCGUAUCUUCGCUGGCACUCCUACACUGUCUGGACGAGCAACUCAAACGCCAAAUCGAAAACACAGGACGCACUGGCUUUGCACUGCAAGUGCUGCACGUGGACAUGACCGCCGUCGUACCCGAAGGACCCUCAGCAGUCGAUCUCGACGCCAUAAAGCAACGCUAUCCAACACACACCUACACCACCAUCCCCAUCUCCUCAGUCAUGGAAGUAGAAGACAUACAAGACCUACUCAAACAAUACAACAUCGAUACCCCCGAGACCGCCCUUGAAAACACCGGCAUCGAAAUCACAAACACUGAUUCCCUACAUACUUUGCUCAAAGCUAUACCCACCGCUACUGCUCGAGCAGAUGUGCUGCAGAUCCUCCUCCACAAAUUCAUCGUCGACUUUGCAAAAGCCGAUCUCUGCGAAGCCAUUCUCUGGGGCGACAGCACAACCCGCCUCGCCGAAAAGACAUUAGCUGAAACUGCAAAAGGACGAGGAUUUGCGCUCGCCUGGUUGGUCUCUGACGGCCCUUCACCCUACGAAAUCGACUUCUACUAUCCUUUGCGAGACUUGCUUAAAAAGGAAAUCCACGCAUAUGCUGGUUAUGUUAGCCCACCACUCACACCACUCGUCGCUGCUGAAGCGCCAUUGGAAACAGCAGUGAGUGCCAAACACAGCACCAUUGAUGGAUUGAUGCGCAAUUACUUUGACGCGGUGGAGAAGAAUUACCCCAGUAUUGUAGCUAAUGUGGUGAGGACGACUGCCAAAUUCGUGGCUCCCGGCGUGGGCGCUGGAGAUGCGAGUUGCAGUCUCUGCGGAUUGCCGUUGUUAUUGACACCCAGGACUGAGCAAGGGUUGGAGUCUGAGGGCAAGGCUCCACCGCCGUUGUGUUAUGGGUGUAUGAGGAGCGUGCCUAUGUUCUCGCCUUGA